CGCUCCGCGUCUGAGAUUCGGCUGAAGAAAGAAAAACUCGACUGAGACACACGUGACACACUAUUAUAAAGAUGGAGUUUAUUAAAGAGGAGAGUGAAGACGUGAAGAUUGAAGAAACAUUCAGAGUCAAACAUGAAGAUACCGAGGAACAAAAAGACCUGAAAGAGGAGCCUGAAGAACUGAAUGAAAUGCAAGAUAAAGAUCAGUAUAAGAAACAUCAUGAUUUCAUACCUAGACAAAAAUCACUUAGUUGCUCACAGACUGCAAAGACUUCCUUACAAAAAAGAGCUCAGAAGGCUAGUUCUAGAAGUCGUUUCAACUGCCAACAGUGUGGAAAGAGUUUUGACCAUCAAGGAAAACUGAGAGUCCACAUGAGAGUUCACACAGGAGAGAAGCCUUUCACCUGCCAACAGUGUGGAAAGAGUUUCAGUGAACAUGGAAACCUUAAAGUCCACAUGAGGAUUCACACAGAGGAGAAGCCUUUCACCUGCCCUCAGUGUGUAAAGAGUUUUACUCAUAAAAGCACUUUGAAUGUUCACAUGGCAAUUCACACUGGAGAGAAGCCAUUCACAUGCAAACUGUGUGGAAAUAGUUUCAUUGAAAAAGGAACCCUUAGAAGGCACUCGAGGAUUCACACCGGCGAGAAGCCUUACACAUGCCCUCAAUGUGGAAAGAGUUUUACUCAACAAGGAAGCUUUAAAAGGCACAAGAUAAUUCACACUGGAGAGAAGCCGUUCACAUGCAAACUGUGUGGAAACAGUUUCACACGACAAACAAGCUUUAACAGGCACAUGAGAAUUCACACCAGAGAGAAGCAUUAAGCAUUUAUGUGGCAAGAAGAGCAGGGGCCGAGAGCCGUGGGAACGAGUCUCACAGAAGGAGAUCUGGAAGGAUAAAAGGAGGAGUGACGACAGUGCAAGACUGGAGAGGACAGGCCUGGACUUCAUGUUGUGCUUUAUGUUUUUUAUGCGGCAGUCGUCUGUGAGGGGCUGCUGCUUUACUUUUCUUUUUGUUGUUUGUUUAUUUAAUAAUUCAAGUUGUGUGAAUGUUCACCGGUUCCUGCGGCUCUCAGCCCUGCCCUGCAUGCCUCAUGUAUAUUGUCGGUAUGUGAUUUAACAUUUUGGAGUGAAUCAGACACUGAAGACUUGAUCAGAAUUGUGUUGAAACAGCACAUAGAACCAAAUUCCACAAAAGGCCCUGAGUCUCACACUGGAUGACCAUAAAACUGAGACCUGUCAGUUGGCACCACAAAGCCUGAGUUAACUAGUUACUCCUCCAUGGACGACUGAAUAAACUAACGUAAGAACUCCUCCAGCGUUGUCAACUUUAAGCAGUUAACCCAAGAUAAACGGGUCUGGAGACACACAUUCUGAAUCUCACAGAGAAAAUCAUAAGACAAAAGUGGGACUUCCCUCACUCAAGAUAAAGAGCUAAAGCCAGACUCCCUUUUGACCUUUUCCUUGCUCGCAUGACUAAAAUCAUCUCUAAAACCCACAGAGACUGUCUUUACAUAUAUAAAUAUGCUUCAGAUCAUAACAAAAUGAGGCUAAGAGAACUUCAUUUGAAUAAUUCCAUAUUAUGACUGACUGUCAUCCACAUAAUAUGUUUUUUAUUCAAG
Sinocyclocheilus grahami is the source of this 1618-nucleotide messenger RNA. Its product is annotated as gastrula zinc finger protein XlCGF49.1-like. The record is from RefSeq and is a predicted model, not a curated record. The coding region runs from base 72 to 821 and encodes 249 amino acids. Lineage: Eukaryota; Metazoa; Chordata; Actinopteri; Cypriniformes; Cyprinidae. The transcript is spliced from 3 exons. Gene Ontology annotation, biological process: regulation of transcription by RNA polymerase II. Gene Ontology annotation, molecular function: DNA-binding transcription factor activity, RNA polymerase II-specific; RNA polymerase II cis-regulatory region sequence-specific DNA binding.